GUGGAGAAAUCGUUAAUGAGCAAACGUAGGUUAGCGAACGUGACCCUCGACGUCGAUCGCGCUGGCAGUCACGGUGUUGGCCGGAUCGCAGCCGAUCAUGCACUGGUCGGUGGACACAAAGGACCCGUACUGGAUAUCGCCUGGUGCCCGCACAAUGACAACGUAAUUGCCUCCGGAUCCGAAGACUGUGUCGUCAAGGUAUGGCAAAUCCCCGACGGCGGAUUAUCAAGGACAAUGACUGAUCCAGUAGUAGAUUUGGUAUACCAUCAACGCAGAGUUGGCCUAGUCCUGUGGCAUCCGUCGGCGUUGAACGUUCUACUCACGGCGGGCUCCGAUAAUUUGAUAGUUAUAUGGAACGUUGGAACCGGCGAAGUGCUGGUACGCAUCGAGUGCCACCCGGACACUAUUUACAGUGCAUGCUGGAACUGGGACGGCUCACAAUUAGUUACUACUUGCAAAGAUAAGAAAAUUCGCAUACUCAACCCACGAUCGGGUGAAAUUCUGAACGAAGCCGUUGCACACGAAGGAUCGAAAGCAACGCGUGCAAUAUUUUUACGACACGGACUCAUCUUCACCACUGGUUUCAAUCGAUCCUCGGAACGACAGUAUUCUCUACGAGCACCGGAUGCGCUGGGCGAUCCGAUUGUGAUGGUAGACUUGGACACAUCGAACGGUGUAAUGUUUCCUCUUUACGAUCCUGACACUAACCUGAUCUACCUGUGUGGCAAGGGCGAUUCGGUUAUCCGAUAUUUUGAGGUCACGCCAGAGCAGCCAUUCGUGCAUUACAUUAACCAGUUUCAGACACCGGAUUCGCAGCGAGCUAUCGGUAUGAUGCCAAAACGAGGAUGUGACGUAGCAACCUGCGAAGUGGCGCGAUUCUACCGGCUCAACAACGGGGGUUUAUGUCAGGUGAUCUCAAUGACAGUGCCUAGAAAGAGCGAACUCUUCCAGGAAGACCUCUACCCGGAUACGCUCGCGGAUGAAGCUUCUAUAUCGGCGGAAGAUUGGAUGUCAGGUUCUGAUGCGGAUCCACAGCUGGUGUCGUUGAAAGUAAGUUUACGGACGAACAUACAUGUUUUCUACCACACGGCAGACAGCGCAAGAGAAGGACACGAUGUAAGGUGUUAUAUACCUUUGUAAUCGUUAAAAUGAAAU
Molecule: messenger RNA, 1155 nt
Organism: Topomyia yanbarensis
Lineage: Eukaryota; Metazoa; Arthropoda; Insecta; Diptera; Culicidae
Product: coronin-1C-A-like
Exons: 3
Coding region: 16-1140 (374 amino acids)
Biological process (GO): actin filament organization
Molecular function (GO): actin filament binding
Source: RefSeq, a predicted model, not a curated record